UUUGAAACAUUUUUGCAUCGUUGUCUUAUUCGUGUCAGAUCUGAUAAGGAGUUCGUUUAUGAUAUUAUCGGAGAAGUUAUCAAAGUUGGCGCAACAGGCAUUUCCGUCGGUGAUACUGUUGGAUGCAAUUUGCCGAAUGAAUUUGGACAAUUAAUUGCUGACAUAAAAGCCAAUACCCCAGGAAUACAAGAUGUAAUCAUUUCAACACACUGUCACAACGAUCUUGGUCUUGCUAAUGCCAACACCUUAGCUGGAGUGUGUGCAGGAGCAAGACUAGUAGAUGUGACUGUCAACGGCAUUGGUGAAAGAGCUGGAAAUUGUUCUCUAGAGGAGUUUGUGAUGACACUAAAAUGUCGUGGAGAGCAAGUACUAGGUGGUCUCUACACUGGGAUUAAUUCAAAGCAUAUAAUCGAGACGAGCAAAAUGGUAGAAGAGUACAGUGGGCUUAAGGUGCAGGCACAUAAGGCCAUUGUUGGAGCUAAUGCAUUUUCUCAUGAAAGUAGCCUCCAUCAGGAGCUUGUCAAUUAAUUAUGCAGCAGCUUGUCAACGAUGAAGCAGCGUGUCAACUAUUAACGCAGCGGUUUACCUUUCUUUUGUCUUCUAGUGGAUUUUGUCCCACAUUAAUUGUUGAAGUAAAUCUACCCAGGAUAUGAGUCUAUAGGAAGGCCUUAGGAGCUUUAAAUAAGAGCCAUCUCUGUAUUGAGUAAACAUUUUAUAUGAAGCAUUGUGCUCUACCUUUUUUUUUUUUUUGGUAAAUAUGUUUUCUAUUAUCUGAGAACAAUGUACAAUUAUAACAAUUUUCCCUAAUGUUAGACAUGCAACCCCAACUUUAGCGUGCAUCAAGAACUUCUUCAACUUUAUCUAAUACACACAAACUCCUACAGUAUUCGAAAAAUAUCAACUAGUUGCACCUGGCUAGAACUUCUCACUUCUGCAUCAUGGAUAGAAAUUCAGACUGGCCAUCUGCUUGGUUAGCCUUGGUAGUUUACUCCCUCUGCAGUGUACAUCUUGUAUGAUCAUCUUUGUAAUCACAUCCUCUGGUCUUCUCUUGUUUUGCAACAAUUUUAGGUUUCUUUCCAGCCAAACGUAAUAAAUGCUCCCAGAGAGAGUCAUCCUAUAGAUUUCAGCUUUCCCACGUUUACCAUUUGCAUUGCUAACUGUCCAUGAUAUCUCCUCAUUCCACCCCAAUACAACUCUUUUAAUACCUUGCCACUUUAGAAUUUGCUGCCAUAUUUUAGCUGCCACAUUGCACUCAAAGAAUAGGUGUUGAGUGCUUUCUUGGUCUUGCUCACACAGGGGGCAUACUGGACUACUUUGGAUCCCCAUUUAAUUAGUCUAUCUCUCGUGUACAACCUGUUUUGCACUGCCAUGUAUAGAAUGAAUGACCAUCUUGGACUGCUUUGGUUAUUGCAUAUUAGCCUCCUCCAAUGAGUUUUAGGGUAGUCACUCCUCAUCUUGUUAUAUAUUGCCCUUAUUGAGAUGUUGUCCCUGCUCAUGAUCUCCUCUACUGUUAGCCCAACAUCCUCAAGAUAUUUCUCUACUUUGAGAAUCUUUUGCACAACCCGGGAGGCUUGCUUUGGAUUCAUUCCUCUUAUUGUAUUCCCCUUUAUAUAAUAUGUAUGAACCCACUUGAUCCACAACCUGUCCUUCAGUCCUUCUAAUAGUGCUUCAGAAUUGCAGCUUUAUUCCGUAAGGCAAUGUUUGUUACAUUUAGGCCUACUCCUACUUUAGGUAGACAUAGUUUAUCCCAGGCAAUCAGAGCCGUUUUUGAACAUUCUGUAGCUCCUGUCCAGAGGUAUCUUCUGCAUAUUGUUUCAAUCAGCUGGAUGAUCUUUUUAGGCAGUAUGAAUAUUUGGGACCAAAAGUUCUGAAUAGUUGUGAGCAGACUUUUAAUUAGCUACAACCUACCUGCAUAAGAUAGGAAUCUUGCAGUCCAUGAGGUGAUCCUUCCUAUCAUCUUGUCCAGUAGUGGUUGACAUUGUCAUAUUGAUAGCCUCUUUGAGCUUAGAGGUAGUCCUAGUAUCUGAAUGGUAAAGUGCCAACUUUGAAGCCCAAUGCUUGAGUUAUUUCCUGUUGAAUAGAUGGUUAGAUCCCUCCAAAGUAGAUAGAGCUUUUCCCUUGAAUUGCAACUAAUCCAGAUGCCUUAGAGAAAUUCUCAAAGCAUUCAAAAAGCAUCUUAGUAGAGAUCACAUCUCCUCUGCAAAAUAGCAGCAGCUCAUUUGCAAAUCCCAGUUGUACUAUAUUCAGCUUGGCACACCUGGAUGGUAAUUGAAGUCUGGUUUAUCCUUCAAAGUCUUCAGUAGUCUAGUAAGGUAUUCCAUUGCUAUCAUAAAGAGAUAUGGUGAUAGGGGAUCACCCUGUCUCACUCCUCUUUUUGCAGCAAAUGGUGCAGUUGCCUUACCAAUAACUAUGAUAGAGUAGGAGAUUGUUUUGACACAUAUCAUAAUCCACUUCACAAAGUUCUCAUAAAAAUUCCACCCAAUAAGGACUUGCUCUAGAAACACCCACUCUAAGGAGUCACAAGCUUUUUGCAUAUCUAUCAUGAGCAUGCAUCUUGGUAAAAUUCAUUUUCUCCUAUACCCCUUUACUAAUUCAUGACUGAGGAUAAUAUUAUCAUUAAUCACCCGACCAGGCACAAAGGCAGCUUGGCCUUUGUCAAUCAGUUCAUCCAUGACCCCCUGAAGCAUAUUUGUGAGCAUUUUAGAUAUGAUUUUGUACAUUGUGGUUCAACAGGAUAUAGGCCUAAACUCUUUCACAGAGGAGGGGUUCUUAACUUUUGGGAGUAGUGUGACAACAGUGCAAUUAAUUGGUCCAUACAUGACAUUAGUCUCAAAGAUGUUAAGCACUGCAUUAGUUACCUCAUCCCCAAUAGUUGCCCAUGCCUUUUUGAAAAAAAAAAAAAGAAUUAAAUCUGUCAACACUUGGGGAUUUUGAGACAUCAAUCCCUUGUAAUGCCUGGUAGACUUCUUCCUUGGUGAAUGCUCUGCUAAGUGCUUGUUGCUAACUUCUUGUAAGUAUAGGACCUUCAGUCAUGAUGUCAGGUUGUAUAGCAUGCAUUGAUGCAUUAUCAGUCCCUAGCAGUUGCUUAUAAAACUGAAGUAUCUCUUCUUCUAUCCCCUUCUCUAAUUGUAGCAUAACUCCUCUACUAGAUACUAAUGCCUUGAUAUGGUUUUGUGCUAUCCUAUUCUUCAUGCUAGCAAAGAAAUAGGCAGAGUAUGAAUCACCAAGUUUCCACCACUGAACCCUGGACUUUUUCUUAUAUAUGCUUUCUUCUGUUAGGUCUCAUUUUUCAAGUAGCAUCCUUAAUUCCUUCUCUGUUUCAAAGAGCUCAUGUGGAUGAUUUGGAGUUCUCAUAUCCUCCUACACAGCUUUCAGUUUGUCUCUGAUGUCCUUGAUUUACUCUGACACCCCAGCAAAUUCUUUGACAUUCAAAUCUUUUAUAGCAGUCUUGACAUGUUUAAGUUUAUCCCAUAUAUCCUCCAUAUAUUAUGCAAUGUUGGUUUGGAUCCAGCUUCCUUCUAUCACAUUAAUGAAGUUUGGAUGUCCUGCUAUACAAUUCAUGAACCUGAAAGUCUUCCUCAACUAGUUCCUGAUCUGCCCAGUUCAAUGCUAAGUGGCGAAUGGUCUGAAAAGAUUGGAUCUGUCACUUGUACUGGUGUAGGUGCCUUUUUAUUCAUCCAUAUUGAAUUUACUAUAGCUCUGUCAAUCCUACUGUACGUGUGGUUAUUGCUCCAAGUGUAGGUUCUUCCUAUUGUUUGCAAUUCUGUCAUUCCAGCUUCAAUCAUGAAUUUUCGGAAGUCUCUUGCCUCAAUAUCCUGCACCUCAGCCCCAUGAAGCAUGUCCUCCACACUCAAGAUGGCAUUGAAGUCCCCCAUUAUUAGCCAGGGUUCUUGAUGCCAUGAUUCCAGUUGCUCCAGUUAGGCCCACAUGUCUAAUCUGUCCUUAAUACUAUGUAGACCAUAUACAUCAGUAAAAUGGCACAAAACAUUUGUAGAUGUACCCCUAAUUGAGACAUGUAUGAACUGAGUUUGAACACUCAAUUCAUUUACCACUAUAUGAUUUGGGUUUCAAAGCAGCCAUAUUCUUCCUUUGUGUGUAGCAGAUGCAUUCGUGAUCCACUCCCAGCUAGGUGCGAUUUUAUUUAAUAUAUGAGCAACUUUGUUCUAUUGAUCAACUCAGUGCUUUAUUAUUCCUAGAAUACUAAUAUUAUUUUCUUUAAUGAACUCCUUCAUCUCCUUUUGUUUAUACAACUUAUUCAUCCCUCUAACAUUCCAAGUGAUUAUCUUCAUCUUGGUAUAAAAGGAAAUUGAUUCAUAUCCUCUACCGCUAUACCACUACCUCCCCGUUCUUCAUAUUGUACAUAUUGGAAUUCUAUUCUCUGAUUAUAAGCUUCUUCACUGAGAGAAUUGAAUCCAUUUGUGCUGAUAAGUUGUUGUGCACCCUCCAUGUUUGUUGUUUUAGUUAGCUUCCCAGUUGAUCUGCCUCUAACUUCUGUCCAGCCAACCUCUCCUUCUUUAGCUUUCCCUUUGUUUUCUGGCAUUUCCUUGUCAUUUUUGUCCUCACCUUGUAUCACUGUUUUAAUUUGGCCUGCUUUCAUCUAGACCUUCUUAGUGAUUUUCUUCUGAUUCCUUUGUUGUUGGUCCUAAUUUUUUGGAACCUGAUGUUGCUUCAAUUUUUCAUUCUACUGGUAGCAAUGUCCCACUUGCAAGCAGGUAGGCAGUACAUGGGUUUCCAGUUGUAAAUAAUCUCAUGUUCAAAGACUUCCCCAUUGGGAUAUUCUACUUUCACACUUUUUGGCAAUGGUCGAGUGACAUUCAUCUUAAUUAGCAUCCUUGCAUGGGAAACCCUCUCUAUCUUUGUUUUGCAAUCAUCUGCAUGCAAAGGGUUCCCUAAUCCACUUCCUAUUCUACUUAGAGAGUUCAUAUUCCAGCAAUGCAAUGGCAACUUAGGGAGUUUAAUCCACUGGGAUAUGAUUUUUAACACCUCUUCAUCAAAGUUGAAGUUGGGGUCCAUGCCUUGGUAAUGAUAGGUUUAUUGUUGAUUUUAUAAGGCCCUGAGAACAAUACAUUAUUUCGAUCCUCCAUGUAAGUGAAUAUGAUAAUGAAGUAUCCUUCAUUGUGCAAGUAAACUUUAGGUUUGGCUGUGAAAUUCCACUGCAAAGCAAUGAAUCGCUCAACUGCACCACUUGUAGGUGUUUCACUAAUGAUAUAUAUACGUUAUCACAGCAGUACUCCAUUUCUCUGUUCCCUUGUCUACCUCUUCAUUUUCUAAUUGAACAAUUCUCUCACCAUUGUGAAUUUGAGGAGCAAUGAAGCUUAGAUUCAUACCUUUAGCGGACAUUUUAUUCCACUCGAAGAGGUUUGCCCAUUUCUUCUUUUCCCCGCAUUAUUUGCCUUCUCUAUCUUUUGGUGCUCAAUAUCAGUCUCCCUAUCUUGUUUUUUGCCUCAAUUACUUCAAUUGCCUUAGUCAUAGGGCUUGUGUGACAUUGUUGCUGCCCAAUAACUGUUCGUGGUGAGUUCUCCAAUCGAACAGUCGAUUGUGUGCCCUUUCCCUCAGAUUUAGCAAUCAGAGUAGGCUCCUUCACCAUAGCCUCUGGAGUUAGAGUUAGAUUCUUCUACCGAGACUGAUCUAGCAAUUGGCGUGAGAAUUUCUCCGGUGGUCCUGAUCGGACCCGAUACCUUCUUUAUAAUUUCCGUUAAUGAUCAUACUUUUCUGGAUCCUAACCCUAAAUUCCUUUCCUCAGUGAGUCGGUCUUUCAAUUCCGUUAUUGCUUCCUUUGUCACAGUACUCUGAUUCCCCCUUCUAGGCAUUUCCCGCAAUGGCGUAUGUUAUAGCUCACCACUAACGUGCGCAUGCAGGAGAGAGAAGAGGAGAACUUUGUGCUCUACUUUAUU
This is a messenger RNA of Nicotiana tabacum (common tobacco), 5894 nucleotides long. The record is from RefSeq and is a predicted model, not a curated record. Lineage: Eukaryota; Viridiplantae; Streptophyta; Magnoliopsida; Solanales; Solanaceae.